AUGGCCACCGACUUCUCGACCGCCCCAUUCCAGAAGAUCCAGAUCCAGCGCGAGGACACCACUUUUGAUGCCUAUGUUGUUGGCAAAGAAAAUGCUCCUGGAAUUGUGGUUUUGCAAGAAUGGUGGGGAGUUGACUAUGAGAUAAAGAACCAUGCGAUCCACAUUUCCCAACUUGGUGGAGGAUACAGAGCACUCAUUCCAGAUUUAUACCGUGGAAAAGUUGCUCUUGAUGUUGCUGAGGCACAGCAUCUGAUGGAGGGUCUCGACUGGCAGGGUGCAGUCAAGGAUAUUCAGGCUUCAGUUAAAUGGCUGAAGUCAAAUGGAUCACCCAAGGUUGGUGUUACUGGCUAUUGCAUGGGAGGUGCUUUAUCAAUUGCAAGUGGAGUUUUAGUCCCAGAGGUUGAUGCUGUUGUUGCUUUCUAUGGGACACCAUCUUCUGAGCUUGCUGAUCCUUCUAAGGCUAAGGCUCCUAUACAGGCUCAUUUCGGGGAGCAUGACAGUUUUGUUGGUUUUUCAGAUGUCACUGCAGCCAAGUCCCUGGAGGAGAAGCUCAAAUCUUCAGGCAUACCAUAUGAAGUUCACAUAUACCCUGGAUGUUCACAUGCCUUCAUGAACACUUCGCCUUAG
This is a messenger RNA of Miscanthus lutarioriparius, 627 nucleotides long. NCBI's taxonomy places the organism in Eukaryota, Viridiplantae, Streptophyta, Magnoliopsida, Poales, Poaceae. The record is from the annotation of a GenBank genome assembly.